Molecule: messenger RNA, 2910 nt
Organism: Bombus pascuorum
Lineage: Eukaryota; Metazoa; Arthropoda; Insecta; Hymenoptera; Apidae
Product: beta-1,4-glucuronyltransferase 1
Exons: 4
Coding region: 745-2223 (492 amino acids)
Molecular function (GO): glucuronosyltransferase activity
Source: RefSeq, a predicted model, not a curated record
UAAAGUACCAUGAAUUUCAAGAUUCGUAAAUUCACAGAAUCCACAAUUUAUCUAAUAAAUAAAAAAUGUUCAAUUACAUCUAGAAAAUCCACUCGUAUCGAUAAAUAGAAAUUUAUAACAUAUAUUCGGACGUUAGUUACUUUUCGUAUGAUCAUUGCGAUCGAUAACUUUUCAAUUUUCAUUUUUAAACCUUCCCAUUUUAACUCCCUAACCUCGUUAUAAUUACCAACCCACUUUAGAAUGACAAUAUCCUAAUUUUCACGAGAGUAUAUCCGAUAAACAAUCCAUGUUAUAGUAGAAAUUUUAAUUGAAAAAUAAAAAUUGUCCACUGGUCUCCGUAGUAAACAGAGAUAUUCGUGGAGGGUGCGUGAAUCGGUAGUGGAAUUCUCGACACGCGACGGUUCGCAAGGGGAUCUUAACUAGUAGUCGUGGUACCGCGCCGCGAGCUGUCUGCAAAGAAGCCGGUGCGCGUGAAUUAGCGAUGCAUCCCGGAUAGAUUUAUCGCGACCAGAUUAAGAUUGACCCUAGGAGAGAGCGUCGAAACAAUCGAUUUUCCCUGCUUGCGCCCGCGCGGCCGUCGACUCGCGGCCAGCACCUCUGGUGGUAGUUAACAACACUACGUGAACUAUCUACGUGGACAAGGAAAAGUCGGUGGCGCGUGGGCGUGGUCGUGGUAGUGACGUGAAUAGUGCUCACGUGCGUGCGUGCGUGCGUGUAACGGCGUUUGUGCGCGCCUGAUGCUGAAUGCACGGGGCGCGAGGCCAACGACAGGGGUUGGCACGGACUGAUUUCGCCAUCAGACUGCCGCCAAGCGGGGAGGUCUGUCUCGCGUGCCAACACACAUCAAUGGUUCAGUUGGGAUGUCGACCAUGGAACCUCAGUCUGACCAGCGUGGUUGUCCUGGCUCUCUCAAAUAUGCUAUUGACUUUCCUGUUGCUGCAGUCGGAAACCUGCAUCCCGGACGAAGUACCCAGGGAUUUGGAAUCAAACGCUGUAAGCGAAUGGAACCUCGCUACCUUAAUCAAAGAGCAGCAGGAGCAACAGCAGUCGGACUGCGUUACACAAGAUUACCAACCGUUGCCAGCUGACGCGAAUGGUUUAAAAUUGAACAUAAAGCUCGGCAGAUGGGACGCUCGUAGAAUGUUUCGAACGUUCGACCACGUUCUCGUUGGAUCUAGUUUCGUCGAGUUAUCACAGGCGUAUCGUGUUUGCCUGGCCACACAGAGCUCGGUCGAGAAGCUGCAUUCGGUCGUUCAGGCGGCUCAUCAUUGGACGGGGCCGAUGUCGGUGGCUUUGUACGCAGCUGGUGACGAAGAGUUCGAGGUUCUUCAGAAGUACCUGAUUUACCUUAGGAAGUGUUACGAACCGAUACGGGAAAGAGUCGCUUUUUCCUUGGCUGUGCCAAGGGUUAGACCGCCGAAGAGGCAGCCGCGAGAAUUCGAGCUGCCAGAGGUGGUAGAUUGUGCCAAACCAGAGGGAACACUGAACGAGUUGAUGAACGGGAUUUCCAACGAGCAGACAAACUGGCGGAUACGAAACGUCUAUCCCCAGAACCAUAUGAGGAACCUGGCGAGGAAAAAUUGCCAGUCAGAUUACGUGUUCUUGACGGACGUAGAUAUCGUGCCGAGCUUUAAUUUGACCGGCGCUCUGGACGAAUUUCUGAGGACUGAUACCUGUGAUAAGUGCGCCUACGUGAUACCGACGUACGAGCUGGACUCGCGCGUCAGAUUUCCACAAAACAAAACGGAAUUGGUUAGGCUAGCGAGAAAGGGACUGGCCAGGCCUUUCCAUCAAAAGGUCUUCAUCCAUAAUCAGUUUGCCACCAAUUUUACAAGGUGGAUACUAGAUACAUCUGCGAAUCAUAAAAACUUCGGCAACGUAAAAACUGGCAAGGUGUACAUCAGUCACGAUGUGACGAACUUCGAAUUCCUUUACGAACCAUUUUACGUGGCAAAGGAUAUUGUCCCGGCUCAUGACGAGAGGUUUAUGGGUUACGGAUAUACCAGAAACACUCAGGUAUACGAGAUGUACGUGGCCGGAUACCAAUUCAAGGUUCUCUCUCCGGUAUUCACGGGUCACUGGGGUCUACAGACAAGAAAGACCAGACCAGCUUGGCGCGAACGACAGAACAGUGCCAACAGGAAGCACUUCGAGACGUUUAAGAAGGAAGUUUUCGCCCGUUACAUGCGCGAUCCUUUGAAGAUGAUGAAGAACCCUCACUGACGAAAAGUUCGUCGAAGAUUUCGCUAAUUUAUUAGCGAGAUCUUGAUCGCCGUCCUUUUUAUUCGUCGCGCGGGGCUCUCACUGAACCAAUCGGGACAACCUUCGACGUCUUUGUCUCAAGGACGACGCUGGGCUCUAAUCGCUCUACCUGACACGGUGCCAUAAUGUUUAAGUUCUUAAACGGACGAACAAUUUCAUCGACCGUGUCAACGAUUCAAUUAGGAACGUAUCGAUUGAUUGCUCUAUUUUUCAUUGUAACCGAGACCAGAUCGUUUUCUAUAUAUUUUGUAUUCCGUAUGGAACUUGGAACAAUCAGUGAACUUGUAUAUCGAGAUUUUAGUAUUAAAUACUGGAAGACGAACAGUUUGAAAAACGUCUGUCUGCGUUGCUGCGCGCAAACAUCCGGUGGUGCACGUUUGAUUCGAGGUCUUCUUGCAUAAUAAUUUACCGACUAGGAAUAUUAAUAAAUUGACAAGUCACAAGUAGUAGAUUGUAGACUUGCGUUUGACAACUUUGCAAUUUUACAUCACGUAGAAUAAUCAUACGGCGUGUAGUUUCUUAAAUUUAUUUACACGGUCGAACCGUUUCUUACGUUACGAAAAUUGUUACCGCUACAAGAGAGAGUUUAUUAGUCCUGGUGACUUGUGACUUGUAAAAUUUCACUGAUAACUAGUUCAAUGGUGCAAA